CGUCCUCGAAGGGAAAUUGAAGAGGCGGCCUGGACGGGACAUCAGAAGUGGUGGCACGUCGCGCGUACCAAACUUGCUGUUCUCUACCCACUCCUCAGCAGAGAGGCCGGGUCCGAUCGGUGGCGUAUUUGGCUUCCAGCUAUCCACAGGCCGACGGAAAGUCCCAUGCGGCCGGCGAAGAUGAGCAUUACUGGUCCGAUAAUGGCCAGUUGGCUGCUGUUGGGCAGCCACUUCAUCGCGAUUCGGUGCGUCAUGUUAUUGGCGUGCCGUUGUCGGAAACAGCGGCUUUCGUGUCACUCGGCUCGGCGCUGUGUCCUCCAGUCGCGUUUCAGGAGACCGCAUUAUUGAGCGGGCAUCGAUAUCACUGAGAGAUUUGGGAGACAUCUGCGAACGGAAGUGAGGGGAUGCCGAAGCUGAGGUUGCGGUUCAUCUGCGCAAGGGGAUGAUGAUAGGCACUCGCCAAUCUGGCGCGAUCUGCAAUCGCGCCCACUCGGGCGGUGCCGGCGAGGGUCUUGCUGUGAACGUCGACGACGCGAUACCGCGGUUUCGGCGAACCAUCCGGACAUUUGACUCGUGGCAGAUGACAGAUGACAGCAAGAAAGACGCGGUUUGGAAGCGCACACACAACUGCCGGGAGUCGGAUCGGGGGCCGAGAAGAGCCACCUAUUGUCUUCCUCGGUUGCGCUUUCCGCGCGAAGCCCGCUUGCAGCUGCGGCCUGUGGAAAUGUCGUCAUCCAUCCAUCCCAUCGCUCUUCCAGGCUUCACGUUGUCUCCAGACCCAACCACAGCCGGCGCGACGACCGGUCCUCGAAUUGGCAGCACAUCGCCAGGUGAUCUCUGCAUCACUCGCCAUCGAAGCCUAGCCCCGGGCGAAGCCGGACGAGACUCCCCCGUCGGGACGGCGCGGUAGCGAACGGCACUGCGGACCGGCUUCCUGUCGAACCUCGUGCAUGGCAGCCAAUUUGACACCCUUUGCGCGGUGUCACACCUCAAAGAAACGAUUCCGCCAUGUACACUUCGAAUGCGCUACUACUUUUAUCAUACAUCCGGGAGCGCCGCCCUUUUCGUUCCCCGGGGAAGCAAUUGCUCUGGUUUUCGAGUAGAGGACAUGUCUGCCGGCUCAAUUGAAGGGCACUCCAAUCCGGAGCGACCGCAGCAGUGUGAUAGCCAGCUUCAAUGUGCGUCGACCCGCGAUUCAUCCUGUCUCGCCUUUGUUUGCCUACUUGGUCCUUUCUACACCGCUA
Trematosphaeria pertusa is the source of this 1244-nucleotide messenger RNA. RefSeq lists its product as uncharacterized. Bases 443 to 910 code for a protein of 155 amino acids. NCBI's taxonomy places the organism in Eukaryota, Fungi, Ascomycota, Dothideomycetes, Pleosporales, Trematosphaeriaceae. The transcript has a single exon. The record is from RefSeq and is a predicted model, not a curated record.